Messenger RNA from Aspergillus caelatus, 412 nucleotides. Its product is annotated as cytochrome c oxidase VIIc family protein. Bases 42 to 278 code for a protein of 78 amino acids. The transcript has 4 exons. NCBI's taxonomy places the organism in Eukaryota, Fungi, Ascomycota, Eurotiomycetes, Eurotiales, Aspergillaceae. Gene Ontology annotation, biological process: mitochondrial electron transport, cytochrome c to oxygen. The record is from RefSeq and is a predicted model, not a curated record.
UAGAUUGCCUUGACCAUCCGUGCCCUGCUGCUUCCCUCAAGAUGAACGCCGCUACCGCUCUCCGGGCCAGAAUGGCCACCUCUUUCGUCGCCCGUCGUGGCUUUUCCACCACCCGCGCCCAGCUCGGCAGCCCAUACCACUACGCUGAGGGUCCUCGUUCGAACAUCCCCUUCAACCCUCUUACCAAGUUCUUCUUCUUCCGGUACUGGGCUUUCAUGAUCACCGGUUUCGGUGCUCCCUUCGCUAUUGCUGUCUGGCAGACCUACAAGACUCGCUAAGCGGGUUUUCGCAAUGUAUACCUUCUGCGCGCCGUGGGAUCAUUGGGCACUGGGAAUUGGUCGAAAAUGUACCCUACACUGGAAGUAUUCGGAAUCUAUGUAUAAAGCUAGGAAAUCGAUUAUUAAGCUCUGAA